This is a messenger RNA of Podarcis raffonei (Aeolian wall lizard), 1491 nucleotides long. RefSeq names its product serine rich and transmembrane domain containing 2 (gene SERTM2). NCBI's taxonomy places the organism in Eukaryota, Metazoa, Chordata, Lepidosauria, Squamata, Lacertidae. The record is from RefSeq and is a predicted model, not a curated record. Gene Ontology annotation, cellular component: intracellular membrane-bounded organelle. The coding region runs from base 1134 to 1412 and encodes 92 amino acids. The transcript has 2 exons.
CUGGUUGCCUAGAGGGAAAACGACCAGCCUGCAGCAUGGAAGGAAUUAAAAAAGGCUUAUAGAAACUUUGCUAUCUAGUGUUGUUGGCAGCUUUCUUUUUUUUCCACAUCUCUCUCUCCCUACUGAUGAAGCAUAGCUGCGCUUGGAGAGAUACCUUUCCCAGCUUACUCUGUCUGUUGCCUAUAGAAGCAAAAGGAGGAGAGAGAGAGAGAGAGAGAGAGAGAGAGAGACGGUUGACGGAGGCUGCUGUGGUUCAGCCAUCCAGAAGAUAUAUGGAUCUGUCUCACCAGUGCAGGAAAACCAUCAGCAGCACAGUGAGAACAGGACCAUCAACUAGCGUCUAAGGAAUUAAGCAGCGCCCCUCUGCCUGUCACAAUGCAAAACGCUGGCGUGCAAAGGAGACAAGAGGAAAGUGUACUUUCUCCUUGGAAAGCCUAGUCUUCCAGCUCAAGCGACAAAACAACAGCUGGUCUCUUUUUCUUCCAAAGCACCUGCAUCUUAGAGGGGAUGUUUCCAGGACACCUUGCAGAAAGCAAUCUAGGGUACACCUACCAAGGAGGUGUCUUCAGGGGUCACUCCUCUGCUCCUGCUUACGAUGAAAGAAAUAUCAUGUUGGCUACUGGUACUGCUGUCAUUUUGGUCAUCUGAAGGUGGGAAGUGGAAAAAGACCAGACUCUAAUCUUCUGAAUAUAGUCACUGAUGUUUGCCUUCUAGUGAAGACAGGAGUCUGCUUCCAAAAGUAACCAAAGCAGACUUUUGCAAGGUAACUCAUGGAUCUGUGAGCCAUUGGGUGACACUGUUGGUAGGAGAUCCUUACCCCCCAAACUCCAUUGAGACGUUUAUUCCUUACUGAAGAAAACACAAAUAUUUUUCAGCCAGGAAGGUUUUUUUUAAAAAGUAGGAAAAAACCACCACCCAGAAGGAACCUUUGAUUGAUUCUGCUAUUUCCUUAGGCAAAGCCAUGUGAGAAGAUGACCCUUUGAUGAGAACUAUUCCUCUAUACAAGGCAAAGACUUCAGCCCAUCCAAUAUUGAUGCAUGAAUUACCUCCUAAUCUAAUCUUUAAGACACUAUCAAAGAAGAAGUAAGGAAUUCAUGAGUGAACAGAGAAAAUGGAAAAGGCCUGAGUAAGAAAUGACUGAGGUCUAUUUCAGAUUCCGUGGAAAUCUUACUGGUCGUGCCCACCCACCCCCAACCCUGGCUACAGGAGUGGCAAAUGCAGAUAAAUACUCCAACUUGUAUAUGUAUGUAGGGUUGUUUCUGACCCUACUGGCCAUCCUACUCAUUCUACUUUUCACCAUGCUCCUGCGUCUGAAACACGUCAUCUCCCCUAUUACCACAUCUCCAGAGAGCACCGAGAACAUCCAGCAGUUUACAGAUGUUGAAAUGCAUGGCAGGAUCCCCAGUACUUAGUGGGCUGGAGGCUGGGAAGCAACUGGUUGCAAAAAAAAGAUUGUCUGCGAUGAGAAACCAAUUUCAUAUAGUGGAGCGU